Sinocyclocheilus anshuiensis is the source of this 8551-nucleotide messenger RNA. Its product is annotated as receptor-type tyrosine-protein phosphatase S-like. Gene Ontology annotation, molecular function: protein tyrosine phosphatase activity; protein binding. The transcript has 38 exons. Lineage: Eukaryota; Metazoa; Chordata; Actinopteri; Cypriniformes; Cyprinidae. The record is from RefSeq and is a predicted model, not a curated record. The coding region runs from base 499 to 6351 and encodes 1950 amino acids. Gene Ontology annotation, biological process: protein dephosphorylation.
CAGAGGCCUCCCUCCGCCUGCUGCGCUGUUUAUGGGGAGCGGGAGAAAAGGGGGGGCUAAAGAAACCCCCACCAAACUGCCCCUACCCCCAGUCUAAGUCCGGGACCUGAAAGAAAAGAAUCCGAUCCAGCUCUGGAACGCGGUGGACCGACUAUCCACCGACAUUUAAUGCUCGUUUUAUAACGCGUUUCUGGAGUUUCGUGCGCUCUUGGAGAGUUUACGCACGGACGCCGUCGACAUGGCACGGAUAACUGUUUAGUCCGGUUGAAAACUUCGCGUAUCCAAGGAGUUAUUUGGAUUUUUCCCCCUUCUGUUUUAUAUGGAUGCAGCAUAGGACGCUUUUAAGGGGAAUUAUAUGGUCGUACCGCUUCUGCAUCGUUCCGAAAUAGUUACUUGGACGCGCGUGGAACUAUUAGUGCCAAACGUCCAGUGUGCCGACCCUUCGUCUCCAGCCUGUGGGGCCACGGCUCUCCAGACAGGUCAGAGGUCAUCUACGACAUGACGCCAGCCAGCCACCUGCCCAUCCUGCUCUCCCUGAGCGCCCUGCUGCUGUCUCCGCUGCUCACCGGCUCCUUGGCCUUAUCUCCACCCAGGUUCACAAAAGUACCUGUCGAUAUGAUCGGCGUCUCCGGAGGUGUUGUAUCCUUCAUAUGCCAAGCCACAGGUGACCCCAAGCCAAGAGUAACCUGGAAUAAGAAAGGAAAGAGGGUGAACUCUCAACGCGUCGAGACAGUAGAGUUUGACGAAGGUGCGGGAGCCAUCCUAAGAAUCCAGCCUCUCCGAGCGCCUCGAGACGAGAACAUCUACGAAUGUGUGGCAGAGAACAGCGAAGGCGAAAUCAGUGUCCAGGCUAAGCUGUCAAUUAUCAGAGAGGACCUACUUCCUGCUGGCUUCCCCAACAUCGACAUGGGCCCACAGCUGAAGGUGGUGGAGCGCACGCGCACGGCUACCAUGCUUUGCGCCGCGAGCGGUAACCCCGACCCGGAAAUCACCUGGUUCAAAGACUUCCUCCCCAUCGACCCCAGCACAAGUAACGGCCGAAUCAAACAGCUCAGAUCAGAAGCGAUUGAGAGUACUCCCAUCCGAGGUGCUCUGCAGAUAGAAAACACUGAGGAAACCGACCAGGGGAAGUACGAGUGUGUGGCGUCUAAUGUGGAAGGCGUCCGAUACUCUUCCCCUGCCAACCUGUAUGUGCGAGAGCUUCGAGAAGUUCGUCGCGUGCCCCCACGUUUCUCCAUCACGCCCCCCACCAUGCAAGAGAUCAUGCCAGGUGGUAGCAUUAACAUCACUUGCGUCGCCGUUGGCUCACCCAUGCCCUACGUCAAGUGGAUGCUUAACUCUGAGGACCUGACACCCGAGGACGAGAUGCCAGUGGGCAGGAACGUUCUGGAGUUAAACGACGUCCAUGAGUCGGCCAACUACACCUGCAUGGCCAUGAGCAGCCUGGGCAUCAUCGAGGCUAAUUCCCAGAUCAUUGUUAAAUCCUUGCCAAAACCUCCAGGUACUCCUGUUGUAACCGAAACUACCGCCACCAGUAUCACCAUCACCUGGGACAGUGGCAACCCUGAGCCCGUCUCCCAUUACAUCAUCCAGUAUCGCGCCAAAUCUCCCGAGAGCAAGUUCGAGACCGUGGACUCCAUCACCACCACUCGCUACAGCAUUGGAGGACUUUCUCCGAACACUGAUUAUGAGAUCCGGGUGUCAGCCUACAACACCAUUGGCCAAGGCCCGCCCAGUGAACCGGUUGAGGCUAGGACUGGGGAGCAAGCUCCCGCCAGCCCACCACGCAACAUCCAGGCCCGUAUCAUCUCCCAGAACACCAUGAUGGUACGCUGGGAUGAACCUGAGGAGCCCAAUGGACAGAUCAAGGGUUAUCGGGUCUACUACACCAUGGACCCAUCUCAGCCCAUGAGCAUGUGGCACAUCCACAAUGUACAGGACAGCGUGAUCACCACCAUUCAGAGUCUGGUGGCCACUGAGACCUACACCAUCAGAGUGUUAGCCUUCACGUCAGUAGGAGAUGGACCCUUCUCAGAUCCCAUUCACGUCAAAGUACUUCAAGGAGUCCCUGGACAGCCGACCAACUUCCAGGUUGGUGAGGUGUCAGACACGAGUGUUGAGCUAACAUGGGAACCGGCCUUCGAGAAAGAGGGAAUCAUCAGUUACGAACUGCAUUACAGAGAGGGCAGGCAGGAAUCUCAGGUAAAGAAAACAUUCGGGCCAACCUCUUCCUAUGUGGUGGAGGGUCUACGUGCAAAUACAGAGUACUUCUUCUCUCUGGCUGCCGUUUCCAACAAAGGCAUUGGAGCCUUCACCAACGAAAUAUCCCAAAGGACAUCCCAAGCCAAGCCCUCCGCCCCCCCUCAAGACAUUAAGUGCUCCAGCUCCAGCUCCACCACCCUGCUGGUAAGUUGGCGCCCUCCGCCGGCCGAGAGCCAAAACGGGGCACUGGCCGGGUACAUAGUGCGCUACACGGUGGUGGGGGCCGGGGCCGAGGUCAGCACGGAGCCCGUGGAGGAACCAGCGGUGCCACCCACGUCCAGUCAGAUCCAGCUGCGGCAGCUGGAGAAAUGGACCUUUUACCGAGUCACUGUGGCGGCCUCCACCAGCGUGGGUCCGGGUCCCGAGAGCGAGCCGCUGCUCUGCCGCACGGACGAGGACGUGCCCGGGGCCCCCCCUCGGCGUGUAGAGGUCGAGGUGCUCAACUCUACCUCCAUCAAGGUGAUGUGGCGCUCCCUGUUGCCAGGGAAACAGCACGGGCAGAUCCGCGGGUACCAGGUGCACUACGUCCGUGUCGAGAAUGGUGAAUCUCGCGGCCUGCCCCUCAUCAAGGACGUCAUGCUAGCCGAUGCACAGUGGGAAAUGGACGACGCAGCUGAAUAUGAGAUGGUCAUCGGAGGCCUGCAGCCUGACACCACGUACUCCAUCACCGUGGCAGCCUACACCACCAAAGGAGACGGAGCCCGCAGCAAACCCAAGCUGGUGGUGACUAAAGGAGCAGUGCCGGGGCCUCCCUUUCUCUCGGUCAAUCAAAACUCAGAGACUACUGCAUUAGUACGCUGGCAACCCCCUGAUUUCUUCGCUCCGGGUCUCGAGGUGCAGGGUUAUCGGCUACAGUUUGGCCGAAAGGACGUGAGCCCCCUGGCCACGCUGGAGUUCGGCCAUCAGGAGCUGGAAUAUUCCAUUAGCAAUAUCCACCGAGGGGCCACGUACAUAUUCAAAGUGUCCGCCAAGACCAGAUCAGGAUUUGGCGACGAGGCUACCCGAGAACUAAAAGUCCCAGAAGAGGUUCCUCGAGGGUAUCCUCAAAUAAUCGAAGGGUCUAACAUUACCUGCUGCUCUCUCCAAUUUGCCUGGUUGCCUCCGGUAUUGGCAGAGCGCAAUGGCGCUAUAACAGAGUACACGCUGGCUUACCAGGAGGCCGGAACAGCCGGUGGACCCAAGGAACUGCGUCUGCUGGCAAGCGAGAAUAGCUACACCCUCAACAGCCUGAGGCCCAACGCAGUGUACGAUGUGAAACUUCGAGCGCACACCAGUGUAGGUCCAGGGCCCUACAGCCCACCGAUCCAGUAUCGAACAGUGGCCUACGAAGCAGAUGUUCCUAAGAACUUCACCGUAAAGCUGGUCACCAAAACUACAGUACUGCUGACCUGGAGGUUUUCCGAUAGCCGCUUCCCGUACCGCUGUAUGAUUGAGUACCACCGGCAGAAGGUUGACAUUGACGCUAGGAUGACCAAAGCUCUCAUCACCAACUUGCGACCCAACAGCACCUAUGAGUUCAGAAUCACCUGCCAGGAAAGCAGCGACGGUGGACCCAAACACAAGCUCAUCGCACGAACGGCACCACCUAUUCUGGUCCGAAAGCCAGAGUUGGACCUGAAAAGAGAGCCGGCCAGCACGCUGACCAUUGUCUUCCCACCGCUGGAAUCCAAAGAGUUGAUAAAGGCGGUCUAUGUUGUGGUGGUUCCUCUGAAGAAGGGAAGAGGUCCGAUCCGACACAUCAAGACCCCAGAUGAACUGGACCUAGAAGAGCUGCUGGGCGACAGAAGACUCGGUCAACGUCACGCUCGAACCACCCGUCAGCUCAAGCAGGUGGACGGGAAGCGGCCCUACAUCGCUGCCAGCUUCAAGCCCUCAUCCAUGCCGCCGUCCUUCACCCUGGGCAACCAGAUGGUGUAUAGCGGCUUUGAAAACAGGGCUCUGGACCCCGGGCAGGAAUAUGUGUUCUUUAUCCUCGCCGAGCUCAACACCACCGGAGGGAAAUCAUUUGUGUCCAGUCCCUACACGGAUCCAGUCACGGCUCCUGACGUGGACCCUCAGCCCGUGGAGACGGGAGGGGAUGGACUCAUCUGGGUGGUGGGGCCCGUUCUCGCUGUGGUCUUCAUAAUCUGUAUUGUGAUCGCGAUUCUCCUCUACAAGAACAGCAAGCCUGACAGCAGCAAACGUAAAGAGUCAGAGCCACGGACGAAAUGUAUGCUGAACAACACCGAUAUCACACCUCACCAUCCCACAGACCCGGUGGAGAUGAGACGAAUCAACUUCCAAACCGCAGAUUCGGGUCUAAGCAGUCCUGUCAGUGAAGCCGGUUUUGACUAUGAAAGUAUGAUGAACCACCCACCGAUACCCAUCUCUGAGCUAGCCGAGCACACGGAGCUACUAAAGGCCAAUGACAACCUGAAGCUCUCCCAGGAGUAUGAGUCCAUCGAUCCGGGUCAGCAGUUCACCUGGGAGCAUUCCAACCUGGAGGUCAACAAACCCAAGAACCGCUACGCCAACGUCAUCGCCUACGACCAUUCCCGCAUAAUCCUGGCACCCAUCGAAGGUAUCACAGGCAGCGACUACAUCAAUGCUAACUACAUUGACGGCUACAGGAAGCAAAAUGCAUACAUAGCCACACAGGGGCCACUGCCGGAGACCUUCGGGGACUUCUGGAGAAUGGUGUGGGAACAACGAGCUGCCACCGUGGUCAUGAUGACCAGACUAGAAGAGAAGUCAAGGAUAAAGUGCGACCAGUACUGGCCAGGUAGAGGGACGGAGACCUACGGUAUGAUCCAAGUGACGCUCCUGGACACCAUCGAACUCGCCACUUUCUGUGUGCGCACCUUCUCUCUACACAAGAAUGGUUCCAGUGAAAAGCGAGAGGUCCGACAGUUCCAGUUCACCGCCUGGCCGGACCACGGCGUUCCCGAGUACCCCACUCCAUUCCUGGCCUUUCUCAGGAGGGUGAAGACCUGCAAUCCACCGGACGCUGGCCCCAUCAUCACCCAUUGCAGUGCUGGCGUGGGCCGCACAGGCUGCUUCAUCGUGAUUGACGCCAUGCUAGAGCGCAUCAAGCAUGAGAAGACGGUGGACAUCUACGGUCACGUGACCCUUAUGCGCUCCCAGAGGAACUACAUGGUGCAGACGGAAGACCAGUACAGCUUCAUCCACGAUGCCCUCCUGGAGGCCAUCGCCUGCGGGAACACGGAGGUGGCAGCACGAAGCCUCUUCUCCUAUAUCCAGAAGCUGGCACAGGUGGAGACCGGAGAGCACGUCAGCGGCAUGGAGCUGGAGUUUAAGCGUUUGGCGAACUCCAAAGCCCACACGUCCAGAUUCAUAAGUGCCAAUCUGCCAUGCAACAAAUUUAAAAACCGCCUGGUAAACAUCAUGCCGUAUGAGACCACUCGAGUGUGCCUGCAGCCCAUCAGAGGGCUGGAGGGAUCCGACUAUAUCAAUGCUAGCUUCAUUGACGGAUACAGACAACAGAAGGCUUAUAUAUCCACACAGGGGCCAUUAGCGGAGACCACUGAAGACUUCUGGAGGAUGUUGUGGGAGAACAACUCCACCAUCGUGGUGAUGCUGACCAAACUGAGGGAGAUGGGACGAGAAAAGUGUCACCAGUACUGGCCGGCGGAGCGCUCCGCUAGAUAUCAGUACUUUGUGGUGGAUCCAAUGGCAGAGUACAACAUGCCGCAGUACAUCCUCAGAGAGUUUAAAGUGACGGAUGCUCGGGACGGCCAGUCCAGGACCGUACGGCAAUUCCAGUUCACCGACUGGCCGGAGCAGGGCGUUCCCAAAUCAGGAGAGGGAUUCAUUGACUUCAUCGGACAGGUGCAUAAAACUAAGGAGCAGUUUGGACAGGACGGGCCCAUUUCUGUCCACUGCAGUGCCGGUGUUGGGCGGACCGGGGUCUUCAUCACGCUAAGCAUUGUGCUGGAGAGGAUGCGCUACGAGGGUGUGGUGGACAUCUUCCAGACGGUCAAAAUGCUGAGAACGCAACGUCCAGCAAUGGUGCAAACAGAGGACGAGUACCAGUUUUGCUAUCAGGCGUCUCUGGAGUACCUUGGAAGUUUUGAUCACUAUGCAACGUAAAAAGCUAUUUUUGUUUCCCCCGCCCCACAAACCCCCUCCCCCCAACAGCCUCCUGAGCCAUAAAAACUUGCUUGAAAACAUGAAACGAUGACAACUAUACACAAUUCAUACAAUUUUUUCGAAUAAUCGUCUUUUGGAACCAAUCAAAACGCCUCAUGCGUAACCCCAAUUGGACAAGCAACACUGGAGAAGUGCAAAUGGAUCCCAAACUCUUCUACAUCCCAAGCUCGUGAUGCAGGAACCAAACGUUUUGGCUCAGGCUGUAGGGCAGGAAUGACGAUCUAGUUUUGGGACCACUAACCUUACCUCAAGUGUUCUGACGUGGAGGACAAACAUUGUUUUUUUUCAAACUAACUCUGUGAACAUAUUACAAAAAGACAUGAAGGAAAAGUUGGUGAGAUACAACAUGUCCACAUAUUAAAGGACUUCAUUGAUGUCUUCAAUGGAGAAGUUGGUGCAACGGUACAAACAAGACUUCUUUUGCUGCUCACGUCUUGGGUCCAAGCCUCUCCUUGACAUGUUGCCAUUCGGACAAAAUUGGGAGCCACUUGAGAAGCGAUUCGAGGCAAACCGUUGAUCCACUUGAGAACGUAACCCUACUCUUGAAACCACUGGAGUCGCCAAACAAGAACUCAACACGUCUUGAGGCACUGAGGCAUUCAAGGAAUUGGUUGAAACCUAAUCGCAUCAGUUUCUUGAGGUGGGGACAGUUUUUUGGUGCUUUCGAGGACAUGCUAGCGAACAUUUCUGCCAAUGUAGCUCCAUCUCCACCUCUCGAGAGCCAAUUGGAGCAUGAAAUGUUGCAUCAACUAGAAAUUAGGACCAGAGGAACCACCAAAGAAAGUCUUGAGUUUCUUUGGUGCAGUGUAGCUCCAUUUCUAUCCUUUAGAUCCAAUGGGACCGUGAAAUGUUGCAUCAACUGGAGAUUAGGACCAGAGGAACCACCAACAAGGUUUUGAGAUUAUUUGGCGCAACGUAGCUCCAUUUCCAUCCUCAAGAGCCAAUGAGAGCGUGACCUGUUGCAUCAACUGGAGAUUAGGAUGAGAGGAACCACCACUAAAGUCUCGAGUUUCUUUGGCGACUACAUCCGAUACAUUGACUGGUCUCUCCGUUGACUUAAACCAUGUAUUUGGCGCACCGGAUAGGGGAUGCGUGGCUACAUCUUGCUUUCGGUACUUUGACGUCCCCAGUGACCAACGUUCAUUGCCAUUGUUUCAAACUACUUUUUGUCUUACAACUGUUUUUUUGCUUUUGUUUUGCUCUUGAUACCAAACAUGCUGCUUUUGCUCCAUUAUGCUGUACGUGUACAUGUGAAGAGUCCGAUUCAAUGGACAGAAGUGUGCGAGAGCGUGAUUACGUGUGUUGGUCCCACCAGUCAAUCCAUUUCCUUAUGCCCCAACAGUUGCCCAGGAUGAAAUAGCGUGUCCAAAUUAAUGUUAUCAGCAUCAACGACCCAUUCCUGGUUACUUUGGGAUUUCUUGCGUUUAUUUGUUGGUUGUUUUUGAAGUGUUUCUUCAAUGGAUUUUGGCUAACGAAGAGCGAGAAACAGGCAUACGUUUGCACCCUGAAAUUGCGGUACAACUAUCUUGUGAAUCUGUUGUUGUAGGUGGGACUGUUUUACACACUCAUGCAUAUGCGUAUGAGGGGGAGGGGCCUGCGCUCCGCUGUUAGAGCUGAUUGGCUGUACUGGAGAAUGCUUGAACCUGGAGUGUUCUGAUUGGUGAGAGAAUGAAAGGAGCCGUGUGUAAUCUUAUUUCCAAAAAGCCUUAUUCUUGUAACAUCAUAGAAAAAAAUUUAAAUACAUUAUUGUUAUAUUAUUUUGACUAUUAUCUUCUUAACAGACAUUUGAUUUCUUGGUUUAGUGUUUUGCUUUUUUUAACAAAGAUACUGUACUCAUUUUUUUUUUAAUUAGCAAGUAAAAAUAAUGCUCAUUUUACUCAUAUUACGUUAAAAGACAUUCUAUUUUUUCACUGUAGAAAUGUAACGUGAGAUGUGUUGGUGUGCAUGUAUACAUAGACGAAUGGGACGUGAAUGUAUACAUACACACUCACAUAUAUUAUAUUUAAAUGCAGAAUAUAAAGAUGUAUCCAAAUCUUCAUAUGAAUAGCCUUUUUUUUUUUUUGUAUUUGAAGCGGGCGCUCAUUUUUAUACCACCAUGAAAUUAUGAAAUUGUGUGUAUGAAAUCAUGAAUGACUUUUUA